AUGGAGUCAUUGAUGCAGCGGAUCAAUGAGCACAUUCGUGUGGAGGAUGAUACCGCCUCCGCGAUCGAGAAGGUUAAUCCGGUCGCGGCGGACAGGAGGGUCGCGGGGAAAGUUCACUUGGUUGGGCAGGAGGAUAGCCGCCCAAACAACCAGUCGAAAGACCAGCGCUAUGGUCCAAACCGUGAUGACAGAAACAAGGGGCGCCGAAACGACCGGGCAUACCCUCCCCGUGAUGCAGUGGAGGAUGCCAAAAGAAAAUUGAAGGCACGGACUGGGAUCACCACGGUGUUCAAAAUCCCCAUCUACCGCAUUCUGAGUGAGAUUCGAAGCGAACCCUUCGUCCGUUGGCCGGCCAAGUUGGGGAGUGCCCAGCGAGGCUUCAAUUCAAAAUAUCGCUGUACCUUUCAUGAAGAACGGGGGCACCGAAUAGAGGACUGCCUGCCGCUAAAGCAACACUUAGAGGAGUUAGUAGUGGCGGGGCAUCUUGACCAAUACAUAGAUGGGGGCAUCAAGGCCACACCGGCAGACCAAGUCGAGCCAAACGGCCUGGCCGCCCUAGAAGCGCCUCCGCAAGGUGUAAUCAACGUCAUCCACGGAAUCAUUGAACCGGCCAGGGUUUGCGAGCUGAGGGGGAUGAACAAGAAGGCCGAGCACAUGAGGGAAGUGCUUUUUGUUCAGCCUGCUGUGAAGAAGGGAAAGACCGAAGAAAGGGACAUCCUUUCAUUCUCAUCCAGGGACUUGGAAAGAGUUCAGAUGUCGCACAACGAUGCCUUAAUGAAGUUAGAAGACAAGGACUUGGCCCCUGCGACGUCUCCUUUGGUCGGUUUCAACUCACAGCCGGAGUGGCCAAUCGGAAAGAUUAUUUUGCCGGUCAAAGCAGGUUUAGUAGUAAAGCAAGUGGAGUUCUAG
Camellia sinensis is the source of this 909-nucleotide messenger RNA. The record is from RefSeq and is a predicted model, not a curated record. Lineage: Eukaryota; Viridiplantae; Streptophyta; Magnoliopsida; Ericales; Theaceae.